This is a messenger RNA of Cyclopterus lumpus (lumpfish), 1392 nucleotides long. RefSeq names its product gastrula zinc finger protein XlCGF57.1-like. Gene Ontology annotation, biological process: regulation of transcription by RNA polymerase II. The record is from RefSeq and is a predicted model, not a curated record. Lineage: Eukaryota; Metazoa; Chordata; Actinopteri; Perciformes; Cyclopteridae. Gene Ontology annotation, molecular function: RNA polymerase II cis-regulatory region sequence-specific DNA binding; DNA-binding transcription factor activity. The transcript has a single exon. The annotation marks the transcript as partial.
CCCCACAUUAAAGAGGAACAGGAGGACCCAGUGCCCCCACACAUUAAAGAGGAACAGGAGGAACUCUGGACCAGUCAGGAGGGAGAGCAGCUUCAAGGUCUAGAGGAGGCUGGUAUCAAGUUCCCAUUCACUUCAUUCACUGUGAAGAGUGAAGAUGAUGAAGAGGAAGCUCAGUCCUCUCAUCUUCAUCAAAGACUAACUGAACAAAUGGAAACAGAAGCUGAUGGAGAGGACUGUGGAGGACCAGAACCAGACAGGAACUCAGAUCCAGAUAGACCUUUACAACUAUCCAGCGGUGGCAAAGUUUCACAAAGUAACAAACAAGACGAUGAUGACAACUGGAAGGAAACCAGAAAACCUCCGUCGGGUUUAAACUCGCUGAAGAUUCAUGCCGUUUCUGUCAGUGAGUCCAGAUGUAGUGGAGAGAAACCAUUUCACUGCGAAGUUUGUAUGAAAUCUUUUACACGUAAAUACGUUUUACAGACACACAUGAGAACCCACACAGGAGAGAAACCAUUUCACUGCUCUGUUUGUAUGAAAUCUUUUACACGUAAUUACGUUUUACAGACGCACAUGAGAACCCACACAGGAGAGAAAUCAUUCAGCUGCUCAGUUUGUAAGAAAUCUUUUCGAGAGAGAGGACAUUUACGGAGACACAUUAGAAUACACACAGGGGAGAAACCAUUCAGCUGCUCAGUUUGUAAGAAAUGUUUUAGAGAGAGUGAAUAUUUACAGAAACACAUGAGGACCCACACAGGAGAGAAACCAUUCAGUUGCUCAGUUUGUAAGAAAUCUUUUACUGAGAGAGCACAUUUACAGACACACAUGAGAACACACACAGGAGGGAAACUAUUCAACUGUACAGUGUGUAAGACAUCUUUUAGACACAGUGGAUAUUUACAGUCACACAUGAGAAUCCACACAGGAGGGAAAAUAUUCAAGUGCACCGUUUGCAAGAAUUCCUUUAGACACAGUGGAUAUUUACAGUCACACAUGAGAAUCCACACAGGAGAGAAACCAUUCAAGUGCACAGUUUGCAAGAAUUCUUUUAGACAGAAGGGAGAUUUACAGACACACAUAAGAAUCCACACAGGAGAGAAACCAUUCAGCUGCUCAGUUUGUGAUAAACAUUUUAGCCGUAAAGCACAUCUGAAGAGACACCUGGUAACUCAUACAGGAGAAACCAUUCAGCUGGACUAGCCAGAUAAACAUUUAAAACCAGACACUGACUGACUGUUCAUCCAGGGUUCCCACAGUGCUGUGGUAAAUUAAAUUCAUUGUUUUAGAAAUCUUCUACAAAAUGUAACAAAACAAUCAAUUUGCUUUUGUAUCUGUUGACACUAUGUAGCUAUUUACGUGACUGUUUUAAAUAAAUGUAUUUUGUAAAGCACA